AUGGCGCUCGUGGCUGGAGCCGACAUUCAGGAACGAGGAAAAGAGCCAGAGCGCGACCUAAAGUCCGGCGGCACUAUCAUAUAUCAAGGUGAUGCGCUCACACAAGCAGUAGCGAAUGACCAGGAAGUCACCGCGCGGAUGCUCAUCGAGACUGGCAAUAUUGAUGUGAAUCCCUCUCGGACGGCAAAGCAUCACUCGCCUCUGUGGUGGGCAUGCCACUUUGGCCAUACCAAUUUGAUUAGGCUGUUGCUAUCUUUUCCAGCCACUGAUAUCAAUGCCAUUGAUGGGAUGGGAAAGAGUGCCUUGGAAGGGGCAAUCAAAGGCAAGCAGCUCAAAUCGGUUCUGACCCUGCUUGAUUAUCCGCAACUCAAUCUCAGGACACGACGUGAGCCCAACCCUGUCGAGUACGCCAUAUUUGAAGAUACGGAAGAGAUCGCAUGCGCGUUGAUCAGAGACCCAAGAUCCGACCCGAAUGGUGGCAUGCGAAAAGACAGCACAGGGCGGAGACAAUAUGUGCCAUCCCGCGAGCCGUUGGCUAGGGCCAUGCGAAAUAGGCAGCCAGAUGUCAUUCGGUGCCUUUUGGGACGCCCGGACAUAGAAUUGCGCGGCUCUGACCUUGGCUGGACGCCAAUCUUCCUUGCAGCCUGCACCAACAGCCCUGCCGCCGUUCAGACUCUGCUCGCCAUGCCGGAGACCAACCCGCACACUCUAGACAGCCAAGGACAAACGCCUCUCAUGGUCGCAAUACGCGAAGAUAGUCCACGAACAGCCCGAGUCCUCGCAAAAGUCAAGGGGACAAAUCUAAAUCAUCAAGAUAAUAAUGGCGAUACAGCGUUGAUUCUUGCUGCCUCGGUCCAUAGCGCAGAGAUGAUAGCCUUCUUGUUGAGGUGUGAGGGCGUGGAUCCUGAUAUUAAAAACCAUGAUGGGUACUCGGCGGAGAUGAUGACAAGCAAUCCGUAUCUGAAGGAUCUCUUUGUGCAGCCGCAGGCGAGCGACGAUAGUUUUGGCCCUAAUUGGUUUGACCGUGAUGGUUUUGAUCCUGAUGGUUUUGACCCUGAUGAUUUUGAUCCUGAUGGUUCUGACCCUGAUGGCUUUUACACGGAGUCUUUUGAUAGCGAGUCUGAAGACACCGAUUCCGAAGACAACCAGUCCGAAGACAACCAGUCCGAAGACAACCAGUCCGAAGACAACCAGUCCGAAGACAACCAGUCCGAAGACAACCAGUCCGAAGACAACCAGUCCGAAGACAACCAGUCCGAAGACAACCAGUCCGAAGACAACCAGUCCGAAGACGCUGAGUCUGAAUAUCUCUGA
Molecule: messenger RNA, 1314 nt
Organism: Clonostachys solani
Lineage: Eukaryota; Fungi; Ascomycota; Sordariomycetes; Hypocreales; Bionectriaceae
Source: the annotation of a GenBank genome assembly